Molecule: messenger RNA, 7311 nt
Organism: Musa acuminata AAA Group (dessert banana)
Lineage: Eukaryota; Viridiplantae; Streptophyta; Magnoliopsida; Zingiberales; Musaceae
Exons: 3
Coding region: 198-7028 (2276 amino acids)
Biological process (GO): defense response to other organism
Molecular function (GO): protein binding; ATP hydrolysis activity; ADP binding
Source: RefSeq, a predicted model, not a curated record
UUUAUUUCAGUGUAGAAGCAGCUGACAAUUGGACCAAUGGGCACAUACAUGCUGUGGAAGACUCCUCCUCUCUUAUGGAAAUGGGGCCCUGAUUCCGGAACCCAUUUAUGCUCAACGUAGAUCUUAUCUCUAUAAAUGAGGAAUCAGAUCUUCACUUUGGAGACACUCCCUUAGAUCUUCUUGAGCUGUGAUACGAGAUGGCAAUGGUGUUAGAGUUUUUCGUAAAUAUGUUCCUCCAAAAGAUAGCCAACUUCGCGGAGGGAGAGAUAAGCAAAGUGCUAUGCGUGGGGGCGGAGGUCAAAACUCUGGAGAGAAGGUUGACGAGGAUCAAAGGCUUUCUUCGCACUGCAGAGCAAAGGAGGCAUGUAGAUCCGGACAUGGACACCUGGGUGAGGGAGUUGAAGGAUGUCAUGUACGACGCCGACGAUAUCAUCGAUCUUUGCAUCUUCGAAGGUGGCAGCUUGCUGAAGAGUCGGACAUCGACGACUUUUGCGGUAUGCAAUCCUUCCAGCUCGCGAAGUUGUUCUUUCUUUAGACCUAUCAAACACCGCCAUGAAAUCAGUGAUAGAAUAAAAGGACUUAAUGAUAGGCUGAUUGAGAUCACGGAAAAUAUAUCUACUAUACUUAAUGUAAAGAUCGUCAAAAUAGACCGCCCACUUCACCCAGAAAGAUCUCGUGAGACAUCUUCCAUAGAGGUCAAGGCAGACAUCAUAGGAACCCAAAUCGAAGGCGCUGCCCAAAAUCUGAUCAACAAAAUACUAGCGGUCAGUGAGAAUCGAAAGUGUGUUGUUUUUGGGAUUGUCGGGAUGGGUGGGAUUGGGAAGACCACUCUAGCGCGUAAAAUAUUCAAUGAUGAAAGGAUCAUACAAAACUAUCCGAUUCGAGCAUGGUUGUGUGUCACAAAGAACUAUUCAGAGACUGAUUUGCUCAAAGAAAUGAUUAGAAGCGUAGGAGGAAGUGUCGAAGGAGCUGAGAGUAGAGCGGAACUUGAACCUAAACUUGUUUCCCUCCUAUCGAGAAAUUUGCUUCUGGUAUUAGACGAUGUCUGGAGUGCAGACGUAUGGGAAGAUUUACUCAAGAACCCUUUGAUGCUUGGAGCAACCAGUAAUUGUAGGAUCGUAGUUACCACUAGAAACGAAAACGUGGCAAGAAAUAUGGGAGACAACGUUCAUCAUGUUGAGGAAAUGGAUGAAGAGUGUGGCUGGGAAUUACUGUGGAAGACGGUUUGGGAUCAUAGAGAGAAGGGCGAUCGUUCUAGAUUCAAAGAAAUUGGAACUAAAAUGGUUCAAAAAUGUGAUGGACUUCCUCUCGCAAUCAAGGUUCUUGCGGGGGCUUUAAGAUCCAAGAGAAGUCCGAUGGAGUGGGAAAAGGUUCUCAGAAGUGAUCUAUGGACGAUGAAGAAGCUCGAUGAGAAAAUACCGGGGGUUUUGUACUUGAGUUAUGAAGAUUUACCUUCUCAUCUUAAGCAGUGCUUUCUGCUUUGCUCUUUGUUUCCCGACAAGGCUCAUAUGUACCGCAAGGAUCUUAUCCGUCUUUGGGUGGCUGAAGGUUUCACAGAGGUGAACGGAGAUCUAACGAUGGAAGAGAUAGCCGAGGGUUAUUACGAGGACCUGAUCUGGCGAAACCUACUGCAGGUGGAUCCUACCUUUGUAGACGGCAGCAGAUGCACCAUGCAUGAUCUUUUGAGAUCUCUUGCCCAGUUCUUGAUCCAAGAAGAAGGCGUCUAUGUCAGUGAUCUCCCAUCAGUGAAUACGACGAACCCAUUAACUAAGCUUCGUCGAUUGUCAACGUCAAACAUAGGGGAGAGAGUAGAGCUCCCCAGUAGAAUCAUUGAAGAGAAGUGUUUAAGAUCUUUGCUCAUCUUUGAUAGCCCUCGUGCCCGUACAAUUGGAGAUGAUCUGUUUAAAAAGCUAAGGAAUCUGAGAGUCUUGCUUCUGAACGACACAUCCAUCGAGAGUCUUCCCAAGUCCAUCGGAAAACUAUCACAUCUUAGGCACUUGGAUCUUGAUCGAACAAAGAUACGGGAGAUCCCCGAGUCUGUGGGGGGGCUUCGGAAUCUGCAGACUUUGAGCGUCUCGGGCUGCAAAUCCAUGAGGAAACUUCCGAAGACCAUCACGAAGCUGUACAAUCUACAAUGUCUUCGACUGCAGGACACUCCAUUAACAUCGUUGCCAAAGGGAAUGGGGUCGCUGACAAAUCUCAGCGAGCUUGACGCGUUCAUCGUCAGCGAUGAAGGUGACUUGAAGGAGCUGCAACCUUUGUCCAAGCUGAGUUCUCUGAGCGUAUACAGGUUGGAUAGGGCAACAACAACAGGAGAAUCUGUACUUGCCAACAAAUCUUUUCUCAGGCAAUUGCAUCUAUUCUGCAUGAGUCCAGAUCGAGCGCAACGCACCGUGGAGCAAAUCGAAAGAGCUCGGAAGAUAUGCCAUGGACUCUGUCCCCCACCAAGCCUGCGGUAUCUUUCUAUCAAAUUCUUUCCCGGUAAUUGUUUUCCAAGAUGGAUGAUGUCGUCUUUCCUGGACACUGGUUUCCCUCGGCUGUCAUACUUGAGCAUUCAUGAUCUUCCAUCAUGCUCGAAGCUUCCUCCGCUGGGCCUGCUUCCGGAGCUAAAGUUCCUAUCCAUUAAAGGGGCAAAUGCAAUCAUAACCAUUGGUGCUGAAUUCCUCGGCGACCGCCAGAGUUUACGGGGACUUCCGGCCUUUCCCAAGCUUGAGGUAAUGCAAUUCGUAAACAUGCCCAACUGGACAAAAUGGUUGACAUUAGUGCAAGAGAGAACCAUGCCCCAACUGAGUUCAAGGGCUCGGGCCUGUUUAAGAAGUUUGACAGUCUUAUAUGCAAAGCCGGACUCACGUCCAGAACCGUGCGAUCCACGAUCUGAGCUAGAUCUGGUCGGAAGUCGAGACCUUCAUUUUACCAACUCCGACCUGUCACGUCGUCAAAAUCCUGUCAGGCUUCAGACAAGCGAGUCCCCAGCUGAUGAUAGCAGACGCAGCAGCCAUCGUAAGCUGCUUCCUAAUCUGAAGGAGCUCUGGCUCGUCGACUGUCCCAAGCUGGGAGCCCUUCCGGAAGGCCUUUGCCCGACCAACUUGAAGUUACUCCAUAUGGAGGGCACUCAUAGCUUUGGAGAAAUCAAGAACCUCGACUUCCUGACUGACAACCUCACUGUGAAGCAUAACAACAGCUUGCGGCGUAUAUCAAACCUUCCUUCAUUGAAGUAUCUGCAAGUGGAUGACUGCCCCAACUUGGAGUACGUGGGAGAUCUGGCUGGCUUGCAACACCUGCAUCUGUCUUGUCCCCCACCAGCGCAGUCCCUGCCGCCAUGGCUGUCGGAUCUCGUGGAGCAGCAGCGCAGUUUCAGAAAGCUUGAGCUGCAGUGCAGCUUGCCAUUGUUGAAGAGGUGUCUCAAGGGCGAGGUCAACUGGCGGAUCAUCCGCCAGAUACCGGAGGUCAGGAUCCGGGCCACCGAUGCCAACGAGUUCAUUUGGUAUAACAAGGAUCCAUACAUGUACGACACCAACGAUUACUCGGAAGUCUUGUGCUUGCUUGGUCUAUCAGACAAAUUAGUCGUCGUCGUCGUCUGUGUAAGAUUCCGGAACCCAUUUAUGCUCAACGUAGAUCUUAUCUCUAUAAAUCAGAAAUCAGAUCUUCACUUUGGAGACACUCACUUAGAUCUUCUUGAGCUGUGUUACGAGAUGGCAAUGGUGUUAGAGUUUUUCGUAGAAAGGUUCCUCCAAAAGAUAACCAACUUCGCGGCGGGAGAGAUAUGCAAAGUGCUAAGAGUGAGGGCGGAGGUCGAAAUGCUCGAGAGAAGGUUGAAGAGGAUCAAAGGCUUUCUUCGCACUGCAGAGCAAAGGAGGCAUGUAGAUCCGGCAACGGACACCAGGGUGAGGGAGUUGAAGGAUGUCAUGUACGACGCGGAUGAUAUCAUCGAUCUUUGCAUCAUCGAAGGUGGCAGCUUGCUGAAGAGUCGGGCAUCGACGACUUUUGCGGUAUGCAAUCCUUCCAGCUCGCUAAGUUCUUCUUACUUUGGAUCUAUCAAACACCGCUAUGAAAUCAGUGGUAGAAUAAAAGGACUUAAUGAUAGACUGGAAGAGAUCACGGGAGAUAGAUCUAUAAUACCUGAUGUAGAGAUCGUCCAAAGAGGCGUCCCACUUCACCCGGUAAGAUCUCGUGAGACAUCUUCCAUAGAGGUUAAGUCAGACAUCAUAGGAACCCAAAUCGAAUGCGCUGCCCAAAAUCUGAUCAACUCCAUAGUAGAGAACAGUGAGAAUCCAAAGUGUGUUGUUUUUGGGAUUGUCGGGAUGGGUGGGAUUGGGAAGACCACUCUAGCGCGUAGAGUAUUCAAUGAAGAAAGGAUCAUACAAAAGUAUCCGAUUCGAGCAUGGUUGUGUGUCACGAAGAACUAUUCAGAGACUGAUUUGCUUAAAGAAAUGAUCAGAAGCGUAGGAGGAAGUGUCGAAGGAGCUAAGAGUAGAGCGGAACUUGAACCUAAACUUGUUUCCCUCCUAUCGAAAAAUUUGCUUCUGGUAUUAGACGAUGUUUGGAGUCCAGAGGUAUGGGAAGAUUUACUCAAGAACCCUUUGAUGCAUGAGGCAGCCAGUAAUUGUAGGGUCGUAGUUACCACUAGAGACGAAAACGUGGCAAGAAAUUUGGGAGACAAUGUUCAUCAUGUUGAGAAAAUGGAUGAAGAGUGUGGCUGGGAAUUGCUGUGGAAGACGGUUUGGGAUAAUAGAGAGAAGGGCGAUAGUUCUAUAUUCAAAGAAAUUGGAACUAAAAUGGUUCAAAAAUGUGAUGGACUUCCUCUCGCAAUCAAGGUUCUUGCGGGGGUUUUAAGAUCCAAGAAAAGUACGAUGGAGUGGGAGUGGGUUCUCAGAAGUGAUCUAUGGAAGAUGAAGAAGCUCGAUGAGAAUGUACUGGGGGUUUUGUUCUUGAGUUAUGAAGAUUUACCUUCUCAUCUUAAGCAGUGCUUUCUGCAUUGCUCUUUGUUUCCCGACAAGGCUGAUAUGUACCGUAAGGAUCUUAUCCGGCUUUGGGUGGCUGAAGGUUUCACAGAGGAGAACGGAGAACUAUCGAUGGAAGAGAUUGCCGAGGGUUAUUACGAGGACUUGAUCUGGCGAAACCUACUGCAGGUGGAUCCUACCUUUGUAGACGGCAGCAGAUGCACCAUGCAUGAUCUUUUGAGAUCGCUUGCUCAGUCCUUGAUCCAAGGAGAGGGUGUCUAUGCCAGUGAUCUCCAAUCAUUGAAUUCGGACCCAUUAACUAAGCUUCGUCGAUUGUCAACAUCAAACAUAGGGGAGAGGAUACAGCUCCCCGACAGAAUCGUUGAAGAGAAGUGUUUAAGAUCUUUGCUCAUCUUUGAUAGCCCUCGUGCCCGUACAAUUGGAGAUGAUCUGUUUAAAAAGCUAAGGAAGCUGAGAGUCCUGCUUCUGAACGACACAUCCAUCGAGAGUCUUCCCGAGUCCAUCGGAGAACUAUCACAUCUUAGGCACUUGGAUCUUGAUCGAACAAAGAUACGGGGGAUCCCCGAGUCUGUGGGGGGCCUUCGGAAUCUGCAAACUUUGAGCGUCUCGGACUGCAAAUCCAUGAGGAAACUUCCGAAGACCAUCACGAAGCUGUACAAUCUACAAUGUCUUCGACUGCAGGACACUCCAUUAACAUCCUUGCCAAAGGGAAUGGGGUCACUGAUAAAUCUCAGCGAGCUUGACGCGUUCAUCGUCAGCAAUGAUGGUGACUUGAAGGAGCUGCAACCUUUGUCCAAGCUGAGGUCUCUGAGCGUAUACAGGUUGGAUAGGGCAACAACAACAGGAGAAUCCGUACUUGCCAACAAAUCUUUUCUCAGGCAAUUGCAUCUAUUCUGCAUGAGUCAAGAUCGAGCGCAACGUACCGCGGAGCAAACCCAAAGAGCUCGGAAGAUAUGCCACGGACUCUGUCCCCCACCGAGCCUGCAGUAUCUUUCUAUCAAAUUCUUUCCCGGUAAUUGUUUUCCGAGAUGGAUGAUGUUGUCUUCCCUCGACACUGCUUUCCCCCGGCUGUCAUACUUGAGCAUUCAUGAUCUUCCAUCGUGCUGCGAGCUUCCUCCACUGGGCCUGCUUCCAGAGCUAAAGUUCCUAUCCAUUAAUGGGGCAAAUGCAAUCAUAACCAUCGGUGCUGAAUUCCUCGGCGAUCGCCAGAGUUUACAGGGAUUUCGGGCAUUUCCCAUGCUUGAGGUAAUGCAAUUCAUAAACAUGCCCAACUGGACAAAAUGGUUGACAUCAGCGACAUCAGUGCAAGAGAAAACCUCGCUUGCACGGAUUGGAAGGCGUCUGCCCCGUUCAGCGACUAUCCGCCGAGCAAUACCAGAUUCAAGUCCAGAUCCGAGGCAGCCACGAUCUGAGCUAGAUCUGGUCGGGAGUCGAGACAUUCAUUUUACCAACUCCGACCUGUCACGUCAUCAAAAUCCUGUCAGCCUUCCGACAAGCGAGUCCCCCGCUGAUGAUAGCAGACGCAGCAGCCAUCGUAAGCUGCUCCCUAAUCUGAAGGAGCUCUGGCUCGUCGACUGUCCCAAGCUGGGAGCUCUUCCGGGAGGCCUUUGCCCGACCAACUUGAAAUUACUCUACAAGGAGCGCACUCACAGCAUCGUAGAAAUCAAGAACCUCGACUUUUUGACUGACAACCUCUCUCUCAAGCAUAACCACAGCUUGCGGCGUAUAUCAAAUCUCCCCUCGCUGAAGCAUCUGCAAGUGGAUGACUGCCCGAGCUUGGAGUACGUGGGAGAUCUGGCUGGCCUGCAACACCUGGAAUUGUCUUGUCCACCACCAGCGGAGUGCCUGCCGCCAUGGCUGUCGGAUCUCGUGGAGCAGCAGCAAAGUUUCAGAAAGCUUGAGCUGCAGUGCAGCUUGCCAUUGUUGAAGAGGUGUCUCGUGGGCGAGGUCAACUGGGAGAUCAUCCGCCAAAUACCGGAGGUCAGGAUUCGGGCCAUCGAUGCCAACGAGUUCAUUUGGUAUAACAAGGAUCCAUACAUGUACGACACCAACGUAGGUUCAGCAUGAGCAGAGUCGCCGUCUCUGUAAGUCGUGUUCUUCUUCUCAUUCCGGUUGCCUUGCGUGCUUUUUUUGGUUCACACGGACGCCAACUUCUUCUUUCUUCCAGGAUUACUCGGCAGUCUUGUGCUUGGUCUAUCAGACAAAUUAGUCGUCGUCGUCGUCUGUGUAUGGUGUGUCAUACGCUUUCCUCUGUUCCGAAUGUCUUGUUUGCAUUUAAUUUUUGCUUCACAUGUAUGGUCUCAACUUCUCUUUUGCAGGAUCGAUCAGAAGUCUCUUUGAUUGGUGUUCA